This is a messenger RNA of Cydia fagiglandana, 1873 nucleotides long. Its product is annotated as microsomal triglyceride transfer protein large subunit-like. The coding region runs from base 88 to 1869 and encodes 593 amino acids. The transcript has 11 exons. Gene Ontology annotation, cellular component: endoplasmic reticulum; basolateral plasma membrane; Golgi apparatus. Gene Ontology annotation, biological process: lipid transport; lipoprotein metabolic process. The record is from RefSeq and is a predicted model, not a curated record. NCBI's taxonomy places the organism in Eukaryota, Metazoa, Arthropoda, Insecta, Lepidoptera, Tortricidae.
AGCAAUAUCCGGAGACACGGGACGUGUCCCUAUUUGUCCAGAACGCGCGGCAGCAGUGUGACGUGACGUGGACGCGAAGUGCUAACGAUGCUGGUGUUGUUGUGCGCGUGCGCAUAUCUGGCUGCGGGCGCAGCGGAGCCGGCGCCGGCGCUGCAGGGCGCCUCGCGCUGGUCGGUGGCGUCCAGCGUGCUGCUGAGCGACGCGGCGACCACGGGAGGGGAGCUAGGGUAUCGCCUGCAGGCCGCGCUCACGCUGCGCGCGCAGCCGCUGGCACAAGGGCUGUUGCUGCACUUCACGCUGGAGUCUCCCCAGCUGAUGCUCCGAGGCAAGCACCAGAAUGCGGAGUUCCUCCCGAAGCCUUCUAUAUGGGACUCCAUGCCCAGCUCCGAGUUCCUAGCUGUGUGGAGUGAAGGCCACAUUACCGAGGCCUUUCUUGACCCAUCUGACCCUCCUGAUGUGCUGGACUAUAAGAAGGCUCUCAUCAGUUUGUUCCAGUUCCAAGUAGAGGAGGGUGAGCGCAAUGAGACAGACGUGUCGGGCUACUGUCACGUGCACUAUGAUGCCGUCUCCGAACUGGUCUUCAGGAAAAGCAAGAUGCAAUGCACGUGGCAAGAAACGGUAGACGAGGACGAGAACGACGGGUGCGCGGAGCGGCGGCGAGUGGUGCGCUACCAACUUUCCUCGGCCGGACUCCUCGACACCAUCACCGCCGACGAAGUGCUGCUCCUGCGCGGCACCGACCGCGCACACGCGCUAAAGGCGCGCGCACUGCACAUGCUGGGCCGCGCGGGUGCGCCCGCGCCGGCGCCCGCGUCUCCUGCAGAUCUAGCCGCUGCGCGAGGGCGGCUACCCGCCCUGCAGCCCACACCGCUACCGCUCGAACUGAGACCCGAAUCCGAUGAUGAGCCAAAGGAGUCCCUGUCCUCGGCACUGUCAGCGCACCGCGCGGCCGUCGAGGAAGCGCGCGCCGGCAGCGCGGAGGCGGCCGCGGCCACGCUGGCGUUGCUGCCCGCCAUACGUGCCGCCACGGCUAAAGAGCUGACAGCUCUGCUCGACCAUCCCGAUACUGACGAGUUAGAAGGCCUAGUCCGCGUACUCGGCCUGUCGGGGUCACGCGGCGCACAUUUGGCUGCGCGUGAGACGCUACAACUGCAGGCUAAAGAACCGCCACGAGAACACCUCGGCAGGGAAUAUCUCGCCGCACUGGCUAUAGCGCCGCAGGUGGAGGAGUUCGUGGUCCGCGACGCGAUGAAGCUCGGCGCCACGGGCGGCGCGCUGGCCCCCGCGGCGGCGCUGGCGGCGGCGGCGGCGGCGCGCCAAGCGCCCCACCCCGCCAGGGGGGCGCUCGCUACCGAGGUCAAGAACUCGCUCACGAGAACACUCUCCAAGUGCAAGGAGGACGCAUGCUCCGCGGCGCGGAUCCUCGCUCUCGGACAGCUCCGGAGGCCCGAGCUGGUCGAGCUGUUGCUGGAGCACGCCGAGACAGGCGCACGCGCGACCGCGCUCGCCGCCAUCGCUGCACUGCGGGCUGUGGCUAAAGAGCAGGGCUACUACGGCGUGCAGCGCCGCCGGCUGGAGGCCGUGGCGCUGGGGCUCGGCAGCCCGCGGCCGCUGGCCGUGCGCGCCGCCGCGCUCGAGCUGGUGCUGUUCUCCGCGGCCGAGCGCCCGCUCUCCCUGCUGGGAGUAACGCGGGGGCUCCGCGAACACGGGCCGCGCGAGCUGCGGCGGCUCUGCUGGCUGCGGCUGCUGCAGCUGGCCGAGACCCGCGCCGAGCUGGCGAUGCUGCUGCCCUCGCUGGACCCCAGGCCUAGAGACUGGUUCCGGAGGGCGCACGAUGGUAGGUUACUACUGCAUGGUAGCAGGUACUGACUGC